GAAAUACAAGGCUGGAUUGCCGGCGAUAUUGAGAAAAUGUACCGACAGGUAUUGGUACAUCCAGAUGACCGGCCUUUGCAGCGAAUAUUGUGGAGACGUUCCACGGAGGAAGAACCUACUGCUUACGAUCUUCGCACCGUAAAGUAUGGCACGGCAGCUGCACCUUUCUUAGCGAUUAGGACACUGCAGCAAGUGGCAUAUGACUACUCUGAUGAAUAUCCUGACGUAGCAUCUGCAAUAUCGAAAAAAUUUUAUUUAGAUGAUUUCUUGGCAUGUGCUCCUACGUCAGUAGGAACAGUGAAGCUAAAAAACGACGUGUGUUCAGUAUUAUCCGAGGCAGGAUUCAAGCUACGUAAGUGGUCGUCAAAUUCGAGAAGGUUCUUGGGUACAAUUGACAUAUCCGAUUGUGAAAAAUCUCCUGAUACAAUUAUCGACACCACAAGCGCCGUAAAAACACUUGGUUGGCUUUGGGAGACUUCAACAGAUAGCUUCAAGUACAACGUGGCCCUUGAAGACAUCACAUUAAACGUGACAAAACGUAAAGUACUAUCGGAUAUCGCCAGAAUAUUCGACCCAAUCGGAUGGAUUGUUCCGAUCGUUAUUAAAAUUAAGAUUUGUAUGCAAAAAUUAUGGCUAAAGGGCGUAAGUUGGGAUGAAGAGCUACCACGUGAGCUAUACAGCGAAUCGUAUGAUUACAGGCAGAACAUCAACAGAAUUUCAAAACUUCGUAAACCAAAGUGGCUUGAUUUCACUGAUGACAGCAUUGUUGAGUUGCAUGGGUUCUCGGACGCGUCCGAAGUAGCAUUUGCAGCAGCGGUUUAUAUACGGAUACAGCGGAGGGAUAGCGAGGUGUUCACCCACUUAAUUGCGGCUAAAACCAGGGUAGCCCCGGUAAAGCAAAUCACGUUACCGCGGCUUGAGUUGUGCGCUUCACACCUGUUGGUGAAGUUAAUAAUCAAAGUACGACAAUCUUUAAGUUUCGAAGUAGUUGACGUGGUUGGUUGGACAGAUGUCAUACCAGCUGAGCAAUGGCGUCAUAUACCGUCACAACACAAUACGGCAGACCUUGCUACAAGGGGAAUUUGGCUUGCAGAACUUGUAACUUGUAAAAUAUGGUGGCAAGGACCUGACGUGCUGAUACAUAAAUCAACGACACAUACCGAGAAGCCAUCUGCGUCACCGAAUGUCAGCAUGGAAGAACGAAAGGUGGAAAGGUUUUUUGAGAGGUAUUCAAAACACAUGCAUCUUUUACGCUUUGUACAUAACUGCAAAACUGGUAGCUCCAAGCAACCGAAAACAGCUACCGGGAUUUCAACCAACGAGCUGCAGCAUGCGCAUAACGUAUUGGUGAGGCAAGAGCAAAGAACAUACUUUGCACAAGAGUUACCAUUACUAUUGAAAG
This is a messenger RNA of Rhagoletis zephyria (snowberry fruit fly), 1402 nucleotides long. RefSeq lists its product as uncharacterized. NCBI's taxonomy places the organism in Eukaryota, Metazoa, Arthropoda, Insecta, Diptera, Tephritidae. The record is from RefSeq and is a predicted model, not a curated record.